AUGACUACCUAUCAAAUCAACCCAAAUGGCCUUUUACCUGAUGCCUAUAUUCUCGGGGGCAUUCCUGAGCUCGGCGAGGACACUGACGAUACCAAGCUCCAGGUCCAGGUCCUUCAGAAUAAUAAGACCUUUUGCGCUUUUCUGUUGAACUUCAAAGGAGAUCAACCUUCAUCUGGAAUUCCCCAUCAGUUACUUGUACGAAUCCAAAAGUACGAAAAGAAUGAACCUCCCAUGGUCACAGCUGCGCUCACGAAGCUUGCCCGAACUGUCCUUCCUUCGCUGGUUCCGAAGGUGUGGGGUUGCGGAUACAGCAGGAUGAAAGACGUGUGGGAUAGAAUGGACGACGAGAAUCGAGGAGAGAUCAUCGGAGACCUAUUCGCGGCAGUGUCAAAGUUGCGUAGCCUCUCAUUGCAGAAGCUGACCCUGGAGCAAUGGCAAUGUUUCCGUAACACCCCAUUUGAGACAAAGAAAACCGAGCUCCCCAUUCUCGUCGGUGGUCCGCCUUACGGAUAUCACACCGACUUUGCUUCCCUCUUGCGCCGUAACCUCUGCCCUAGGAACGCCGAUUGCGCGGUAAACGGAAAGACCGAUGGGGCUUUGAUCGUGAGCGUGCAUGCUCCCGAAGCGGAGCACUUUGGAUUCGCUGAAACAGACCUGGAUCUGCUGACUCAAAGCUCAGUCUUGUGCCACAAUGACUUGGAGCCCCAUAAUCUACUUGUUGAGAAAGUUUCUACCGAGCGCGGUGAGGAGUAUAAGCUUGUAGCCAUACUCAACUGGGAUCAAGCAGGCUUCGUUCCCUUCGCCUUCGAGGUCGCCCGGAAAGACUUGCAUCUGGGCUUGCGGAACUUCAACUGGAGUUGGUACGAUAUGUAUCGGCAACUUGCUGGUCACCAACUUUUCGACACUCCAGGUCGUCCCAUUUGGUCAAAGCUCAUCCGGUGUCUAAUGGCCAUUCAUUCAUCCUGUCAAUUUAAGGCCGCUGAGGAAUUUACUUCGGACGGCACAGCACAGAUGCUGUGGCUGGAAAAGGAAGGUCUUCCGUUUUCUACUCUCGUUGAAGAAGGAUGGGUGAAGAUGCAUUCUUUUGUCACAUUCACAUCCGAGGAUAAUUCUGGAAGUUGGGAUGCUUGA
Molecule: messenger RNA, 1131 nt
Organism: Colletotrichum fioriniae
Lineage: Eukaryota; Fungi; Ascomycota; Sordariomycetes; Glomerellales; Glomerellaceae
Source: RefSeq, a predicted model, not a curated record